Messenger RNA from Coccinella septempunctata (seven-spotted ladybird), 1444 nucleotides. Its product is annotated as arginine kinase-like. The record is from RefSeq and is a predicted model, not a curated record. Gene Ontology annotation, biological process: phosphocreatine biosynthetic process. The transcript has a single exon. Lineage: Eukaryota; Metazoa; Arthropoda; Insecta; Coleoptera; Coccinellidae. Bases 84 to 1175 code for a protein of 363 amino acids. Gene Ontology annotation, molecular function: creatine kinase activity.
CCCCUUUUCUUCCCUCAAAAAACUGUCACCACAAUGUCAGAAAAUAUCGAAAUCGAACCGAGCCAAACAGCAGGGAGCAUAAUAUGGCUCAAGGUCCAAAGGAAUGCCGUGUGAAAUGCGUGUUGAGAGCUAUGGACGAAGCGUACGCCAGACUACUUCAAUCAGACUCGAAAUCUCUACUGAAAAAGUACCUAACGCAAGAAAUGUAUAACGAACUGAAAGAAAAGCGAACUCCCACAUUCGGAUCAACGCUCCUAGACUGCAUCCAAUCAGGCUUGAUGAAUCUGGAUUCAGGAAUUGGAAUAUACGCUCCAGACCCCGAGGCGUAUGCAGUUUUCGCACCACUUUUCGACGCCAUAAUCCAGGAUUAUCAUUUGGGAUUCUCCCCCGCCCAAACUCACCCACCACUGGAAUGGGGAGAGCUCACCGCUUUCCAGAAUUUAGACCCAGAGAAUAAGUACAUCAUUUCUACCAGGGUGCGAUGCGGGAGAUCAAUCGAAGGGUAUCCUUUCAAUCCUUGCAUGACGGAGGACCAUUACAAGGAAAUAGAGCAGAAAAUGACGAAUGCUUUCCAGGGUCUAGGCGGGGAACUGUCCGGAACAUACAGACCUCUCACCAAAAUGCCAAAGUGCGAGCAAGAAAGACUGAUAGAUGAUCAUUAUUUAUUCAAGGAAGGGGACAGAUUCCUGAAAGCUGCUAAAGCCUGUCGGUUCUGGCCCGUGGGCAGGGGGAUCUUCCUGAACAAGGAUAAAACGUUUCUCACUUGGGUCAACGAAGAGGAUCACUUACGUAUGAUUUCCAUGGAACCUGGAGGCGAUUUGGGUAACGUUUACCGCAGAAUGAUAGAGGGAGUGAACGCCAUCCAACAGCAAGUCAAUUUCUCAAGAAGCGAGAGAUUUGGAUUUUUAACGUUCUGCCCGACCAAUUUAGGGACCACCAUCAGAGCCUCUGUACAUAUCAAGGUCCCGAAAUUAUCGGCGGACAAAGAAAAAAUGAAAUCCGUCGCUGAGACUCAUCAUCUUCAGGUGAGAGGAACCAGAGGGGAACACACUGAGUCAGAGGAAGGAAUCUAUGACAUUUCCAACAAACGUAGGCUUGGUUUGACGGAGUUCCAGGCGUUGAAGGAGAUGCAGGAAGGCAUCUUGGAAAUAAUCAAAAUCGAGCAAUCUUUAUGAGUCUGAAAUUUAUGGUGUCCUAUUUUGUUCGAUUAUACUGGGUUUACAGCUCUGUUGAUAACGUAAAAGGAAACUACUAGGAGUAUCACAGUAUUCUUCAAAAUUUUCAACUGUGAUAGUCAAGAGAGUUCCCAUCACUUGAAUUAUUUUGAAUUUCCUUCAACUUUCAGCUAUACAGGAUAUGGACCUCAACUACUUUAUUUCAAAUGGAGUACCCCACUUAUUUUCCCACUGGAAAUUGAGAAAAAUAAAAGAAAAAAUGCUCUUUA